AUGCACCUAGAUCUCAGCAAAAACAGCAUUGAAGAUCUUCCUGAUAAGCUGUGCAACAUUACCUCACUUAAAUGGCUUUCAUUGCAACAAAAUAAGUUAUCCAGCUUACCAGAGAGGAUCGGCAAUUUAUUUUCUUUGGAAUAUCUUGAUGCAUACGGUAGGGAUGAAAACUUAAUAUCACCAGUGGUGAUUGCUCUGGAGGAGUUGCAGCAUGGUGUUGUCAAGCUGCAAUGCGGGUAUGACCUGUUUAUCAUAAACCCUCCUGAUGGAUUUACAUACAAUGGAGACAUAAUCAAAAUGGACCUAAGUGGACUUGGUGAUGACCAGAUACUAAAUCUAGGUGUCAUCUCCACCUUACAGGAGCUAAGUGUUGCCUUUUAUGACCUUGAUCCCAAAUCCUAUGAAAUAGAAUUACCUGGAAAUCUGAUGAGAAUGAAUAUCAGUUGCAAUAAGUAUUACAACAUUAGCCAAGACUUUCCAAAAUUUGUCUGUCAACAAACUGCUCUUCAGGAACUGAACAUUUCUAACUGCAACCUAGUUAAUGUGUCAGAGGAGAUUGGACUGAUGGUAAAUUUGACCCACCUUGAUCUAAGCAGAAACAAAAUUGAAGACCUACCAGAUGAACUAUGCAACAUUACCUCACUUAGAUGUCUGUCAUUACAAGACAACAAGUUAUCUAACUUACCAGUGAGGAUUAGCAAUCUUCUAUCAUUGGAAUACCUUGAUGUGUCAUUCAACAGACUUGAUCAAUACAAAGCAAAUGCAAUACAAAGUCUUCCAGAUGAUAUUGGCAGAAUGAAAGAGCUUAAAUACAUAAACCUUUCUAGUAACAGUCUUAACAGUUUACCACAGUCCAUUGGCUAUCUUCAAGAACUUGAAGAGUUGAUUCUUGAACAUAACCAAAUUGAACAGCUACCAGAUAGUAUAGGAACAUUGAAGAAGCUUUCUAAACUAAGACUCUCUGCAAACUGCUUAAAAGCAGUUCCAAAAUCACUAUGUAACCUGCUUUGUUUGAAAGAAAUUUACCUAUCUUGCAAUAGUCUUGUAAGUAUUCCCUCAUCCAUAUGUAGGCUUAAAUACUUGCAAACACUUGACAUAUCUGAAAACAGUUUAACAGAGCUACCAGAAAAAAUUGGGGACCUUUUAAGCUUGAUUGUUCUUAAUCUACGUAGUAACCAACUUAAGGAACUUCCCAGUUCUUUUACAAGACUGGUAAACUUAACCUCACUUAACAUUUCAUCAAAUUACCUGAAAGCAAUACCAGAGGAAAUGUUUGAGUUUGGGAACCUGACUGAGUUCAACAUUGCUGGUAAUAAAAUUGAGACUCUACCAAACACCAUUUGUGAGCUGCAAAAUCUAGAGUAUCUGAGCCUCGAGGAGAACAAUAUCACAGCAUUGCCAACACAGUUUGGUAAACUCCACAAACUUUGUCAGUUUGGAAAGGAACAGAUAUAUGGCAAUCCUAUAGAACAGCCCCCAAUUGAAGUGUUUGAACAAGGGAUGGAGGGAAUUGUUGCAUAUUUUGAAGAGCUGAAUCUAUCCAAAGCUAUUGAAGUACCACGUGUCAAGGCCCUUCUGCUUGGUGAGGUAGCAGCUGGUAAAACCAGCUUAUGCAAUGCCAUCAGACUGGGAAAAUCAAAUUUGACAGAUAUCACAGAUAGAACAGCAGGAAUAGAAGUUCAUCCGACUCGGCUACAAGAUAGUAUACAGGUUCUGAUGCAUGAUUUUGGUGGUCAUAAGAUCUACCAUUUAACCCAUCAGUUCUUCUUUAGCAAGGCUGCACUGUACCUUAUAGUUGUGGAUCUAGAGGCUUUCAUAUCAUCAUCAUUUGAUGCUGCUGUUAAAUAUUGGUUGAAUGUGAUAAAAACUCGUCUUGACUCCAAACCAGUACUCAGAAUUGUUGCUACACACAUAGACAGGUGUGAGCCAGAAGAGAUAGAGAGGAAAGCAGAAUUGAUAAUGCAGAAAACCAAGCAGAUUGAAAUUGCUGAGGUAGAGAGUCUCAAGAAAUAUUUGUCAGAGAUAGAUGAUGUUUUAAACUAGAAGCUGGCAAGCCGCUUGGAC
Molecule: messenger RNA, 2064 nt
Organism: Branchiostoma floridae (Florida lancelet)
Lineage: Eukaryota; Metazoa; Chordata; Leptocardii; Amphioxiformes; Branchiostomatidae
Product: leucine-rich repeat protein SHOC-2-like
Exons: 2
Coding region: 1-2043 (680 amino acids)
Molecular function (GO): protein binding
Source: RefSeq, a predicted model, not a curated record